AUGAGGAAGAUCCAGGGGAAGUGGAACCACAGUGCACAUUUAUGGGAAGAGCUGAAGGGAAUUUUUCCCAGUGCUGGGAACAGGGAGAAGCUUGUGGAAAUUGGCACAGUGCUUGGACUGUGGAAAAGUUACAUACGGAGGUCAGAGCUUGUUAGACAUCAGGGAAUCCACACAGGAGAGAGACCACAUAAGUGCUUGCACUGUGGAAAGGGUUUCACACAGCGAUCAUAUCUUGUAACACAUCAGAGGAUCCACACAGGAGAGAGACCCCACAAGUGCUUGGACUGUGGGAAAAGUUUCAUAUGGAGGUCAGAGCUUGUUAAACAUCAGAGAAUCCACACGGGAGAGCGACCCCAUAAGUGCUCAGACUGUGGGAAAAAUUACACACGGCGUUCAGACCUUGUUAGGCAUCACGCAAUCCACACAGGAGAGAGACCCCAUAAGUGCUUAGACUGUGGAAAAAGCUUCAUACGGAGGUCACUACUUGUUAAUCAUCAGGCAAGCCACAAAGGAGACAGACCCUACAAGUGCUUGGACUGUGGGAAAAGUUACAUGCGGAGGUCAGAACUUGUUAAUCAUCAGGCAGUCCACACAGGAGAGAGACCCCAUAAAUGCUUAGACUGUGGAAAGAGUUUCACACAGCGAUCAUAUCUUGUAGCACAUCAGUGGAUCCACACAGGAGAGAGUCCCCAUAAGUGCUUGGACUGUGGGAAAUGUUUCAUACAGAGGCCAGACCUUAUUAAACAUCAGGCAAGCCACACAGGAGAGAGACCCCACAAGUGCUUGGAGUGUGGGAAAAGUUUCAUACUAAAUUCAAAUCUUGUUAAGCAUCAGGCAAUCCACACAGGAGAGAGACCCCACAAGUGUUUAGUCUGUGGAAAAGGUUUCUUGCGUAGGUCAGAGCUUGUUAAACAUCAGAGAAUCCACACAGGAGAGCGACCCCAUAAGUGCUCAUACUGUGGGAAAAGUUACACACGGCGUUCAGACCUUGUUAGGCAUCAGGCAGUCCACACAGGAGAGAGACCCUAUAAGUGCUUAGGCUGUGGAAAAAGCUUCAUACGGAGAUCAGACCUUGUUAGACAUCGGGCAACCCACACAGGAGAGAGACCCCACAAGUGUUUAGUCUGUGGAAAAGGUUUCUUGCGUAGGUCACAUCUUGUUAAACAUCAGAGAAUCCACACAGAAGAGAGACCCGACAAGUGAUUGGACCGUGGGAAAAUUUCACGCAGAGAUCACACCUCAUAAACAUGAGAGAAUCCACACAAGAUCUAAACUUCUCUGACAGAGACAGAAAGUGUUAAGGAAAUUGCAUGUAAUUGACCUAGAUUAGACCUUUAGAGACAUGUUAGAAAAGUGUGUCCUCAGAUAAACUAGAGCUUUGAGAGGUAACCGUGUAUUGUUAAAGACAUGGAAGAAGAUGGUAACUGUAGUAGUCUUUGUUUAGCUGUAUCUUCUUAGAGGUUAACAAUGGAAAUCAAUGGUUCCUGUCUAGGGCUCUAUUCUGUGAAUUCAGAGAUCAAAAGGGAAUAUUAACAUUUAGAUAAAACUUGGUUGUAAUAAUGUCA
Mauremys mutica (yellowpond turtle) is the source of this 1565-nucleotide messenger RNA. Its product is annotated as zinc finger protein 436-like. Lineage: Eukaryota; Metazoa; Chordata; Testudines; Geoemydidae. The transcript has 2 exons. The record is from RefSeq and is a predicted model, not a curated record. Bases 1 to 1203 code for a protein of 400 amino acids. Gene Ontology annotation, biological process: negative regulation of transcription by RNA polymerase II. Gene Ontology annotation, molecular function: DNA-binding transcription repressor activity, RNA polymerase II-specific.